Molecule: messenger RNA, 381 nt
Organism: Racocetra fulgida
Lineage: Eukaryota; Fungi; Glomeromycota; Glomeromycetes; Diversisporales; Gigasporaceae
Source: the annotation of a GenBank genome assembly
AUGGCCAAGAAUCCACUUUUAUUAUAUCUAUUAGGAGAUUCAUUGACGGAAGGAUACAUCAAUUUUGGUACAGAUUUUCACUCAUAUAGUAUCAACUUACAGAAAAGAUUCAAGCAAGUUGGAAUUGAAGUUGUUAUUAAAGAGGAAGGAGUAUCAGGUGAUCGCGUACUUUCAAAAUAUAUGGAAAAAAGGUUAAAGGAAUUUUUAGAGGAAGUUUCGAAUAAAAAUCAAAAAGUUGAUUGGGUUAUCAUACUUGGAGGUACAAAUGAUCUGUUUAGUUCGAGCGCGCAAAGAAUUUUUGAAGGUUUAAAAAAACUUUACAAUGUUUGUGAAGAAUAUAAUACCAAAGUUUUAGCAAUGUCCAUCCUUGAAUUUAGAGCG